Messenger RNA from Musca vetustissima, 904 nucleotides. Its product is annotated as zinc metalloproteinase nas-13-like. Gene Ontology annotation, biological process: proteolysis. The coding region runs from base 36 to 902 and encodes 288 amino acids. Lineage: Eukaryota; Metazoa; Arthropoda; Insecta; Diptera; Muscidae. The transcript has 5 exons. The record is from RefSeq and is a predicted model, not a curated record. Gene Ontology annotation, molecular function: metalloendopeptidase activity; zinc ion binding.
CAUCGCAACCAGUGAGACAAUGCCAAGCCGCCGCCAUGACCAAUUGGAAUCCGGUAAAACCUCCCAAUCCACGCUGGGGUCCAAAUAUGCAUAUGUUGAGACAACACAACAGUCCAGCUUUUGAAUAUUGGAAUGAUGCAAAUGAGGAUCAUAUUUGGGAGCAUAGUGGACUAUUUGAAGGUGACAUCAUGUUGCAUCGUGAAUAUUUACGCAAUGGUCUGCUAAAUGAAAAAUCAACUUGGCCAGAUGCCACGGUGCCAUUCUAUAUAGAUAGCCAAGAUUUCAAUGAAACCCAAACGAUGACCAUAUUAAGGGCCCUAAAGGAAUAUCACGACAAGACAUGCAUACGUUUUCGUCCAUACGAAAAAGGAGAUAAAAAUUGGAUUGUUUUUAAAGGCAAUUAUUCGGGAUGUUGGUCCAGUGUUGGUCGCAGAACUGGUGGACAAGUUUUAAAUUUGAAUACACCCAAAUGUGUAUCACAUGGUGUUGUGGUUCAUGAAUUGUUGCAUGCUCUGGGUUUCUAUCACCAGCAAUCGUCAACCGAACGUGAUGAAUAUGUCAAAAUCAAUUGGGAAAAUAUUUUGCCGGGGCAUGCACACAAUUUCAAUAAAUAUGCACGGACAUAUGUUACUAACUUUGGUGUGGAGUACGAUUAUAAUAGCGUUAUGCACUAUAGUUCUAAGGCAUUUACGAAAAAUGGUAAAAAUACCAUUGAACCUUUGGAUCCCACUGCCAGUUUGGGUCAACGUAAAGGCCUAUCGGAAAAGGACAUUGCCAAGUUAAAUGAAAUGUACGAAGAAGAAUGUAAUGUUUUUAGUAUUUUCGAUUUUGAUCGUUUUGGCAACUAUUUAGAUAAUAUUAUUGAUUAUUUUCAAGGAACACUUGAUAGAAUCUUCGUAUAGAA